CAAGGGAAAAUACACUUUUCUCAUGCUGGGUGGGCAGGCAAUCUUUGAUGCGUCCAGACCCUUAGCGCUGAUUCUUCUUGGCUUGGCAUUUUAAAGCAGCGUGUUGGAGUCUUCUCUUGGUGAUAAGGCGGGGAGGGAGGUUGAAAGGUUAGCCUUGCGUUAUUUGAUCCUUUGUGCCCCUGUCAGCAGGCAUUCCUGCUGGGGGAAAAAUAUCUGUUAAUCCAAGACUUCACUUAUAUAUGAAGGAAGAGAGGGAGACCGUCAAAAUCCAUCUGGAGAUGUCCUCUCCUGAAAUUGCUUCUCUCUCUUGGGGCCGGAUGACUGUCAAAGGCUGUUCCACAACUUACAAGGACUGUAAAGUCUGGCCUGGGGGCAGUCGGACUUGGGACUGGAGAGAGACGGGAACUGACCAUGUUCCAGGCGUGCAGCCCGCAGAUGUGGAAGAAGUUGUUCGGAAGGGCGCCAAGACGUUAGUGAUCGGCCGUGGCAUGAGCGAAGCCUUGCAGGUGCCGUCAUCCACCGUGGACUACCUGAAGAGCCAAGGGAUCGAUGUGCUGGUCCUGCAGACGGAAAAAGCUGUGAAAGAGUACAACGCUUUGGCCAGCAAAGGGGCCAAAGUGGGUGGGGUCUUCCAUUCCACCUGCUAGAGCAAAUGUCCCCAACUUGGUGUCCCCCAGAUGAUUUGGGUUCCAGCUCCCAUGAGCCCCUGUGAGGCUCUCUGCGGGCACCAGGUUGGCAAAGCCUGCUUAGAGAGAUGAAGCCACCUCUCCCUUUCCACCGUCUUGUGCCUUCAUGUGAAUAAAAGAGAGCACUUUUGGGUCA
This is a messenger RNA of Podarcis muralis (Common wall lizard), 822 nucleotides long. It is a transcript of the gene AAMDC, whose product is annotated as adipogenesis associated Mth938 domain containing. Gene Ontology annotation, biological process: positive regulation of fat cell differentiation. The record is from RefSeq and is a predicted model, not a curated record. Lineage: Eukaryota; Metazoa; Chordata; Lepidosauria; Squamata; Lacertidae. Gene Ontology annotation, cellular component: cytoplasm.